GAAGGACUCCUGUGCUCAAUGUUGGCAGUGCGCGCGUUCGCUCCUGCUCAAUGCCAGCUCUGCUCAGCUGCUCUCCGGCUCUCGCUCGCUCACUCGUGCAUAAAGCGCACGCUCCAACAGGCUGGGUACGCGGGGAGGCAUGGAAUGGAACCUCAGAAGAAUGGAGAGUGAACUGAGAACAAUCAACCCUGACCUGCUGCAACCCAGCAAAAGCUUCAAGAAAUCCUCCUCAGGCACAGUAACCCUUAAUGUAGGGGGCUACCUGUACGCUUCCCAGAGACAGACUCUUGCCAAGCACCCCGGCUCACUGCUGGAGGAGCUGGCCAGUGGAAAGAGGCCGUAACAUGUGGACUCCAUGGGCAAUGCCUUCAUUGACCGGGACGGCCCCAUCUUCCGCCACGUCCUCAACUUCUUACGACUGGGGGAGCUGUUGCUCCCAGAUGACUUCAAGGAGAUCGGGCUGUUGCAGCGUGAAGCAGAGUUCUACAGGCUGCCUGAUCUCACCGAAGCAGCGUUGGACUGGGACCAGCAGCAGACUGCGCAGCGCGAGCCGGCCUUCAUGGAGGUGACGGACAGCCACGAGCGCUCACAUGGCCUUAAGGUCUACUGUAGUGACACCGGCUUCAUCGAGAAGGUGAAGAGCCGCCUGGUGCAGAUCUCCAAGAGCCGACUGGAUGGUUUCCCAGAAGAGUUCGCAGUGUCAUCCAAUGUUAUCCAAUUCCGUCACUUCAUCAAGUCAGAAAUGGGCUCCCGGCUGGUACUGAAGGAAGACAGCACCUUCCUGUGCACACUGGAGUGCCUGAAGCUGGAGACUGUCAUGCUGGCCCUCAGGGGAGGGUUCCGGCUCCUCACAAGUCUAGACAGCAGCCGCGGGUCUGUGGUCCAAUGUGAGGCUCUACACUUUGUUAAAUGACAACAGACAGAGAGAGAGAGAGAGAGAGAGAGAGAGAGAAAGAGAGAGAGAAGAUGAGGGAGAGAGGAACAAGAGUUGGGACGCCAUCUACACAGGUAAUACAAACACUAAUCAAGAGCAGUACCUGUACUCCUAUCAAGAUUCCUUGACGUGAAAACACACACUGGAUUAAGGAACACUUCUUGACUUCU
Molecule: messenger RNA, 1104 nt
Organism: Clupea harengus (Atlantic herring)
Lineage: Eukaryota; Metazoa; Chordata; Actinopteri; Clupeiformes; Clupeidae
Gene: kctd4
Product: BTB/POZ domain-containing protein KCTD4-like
Biological process (GO): protein homooligomerization
Molecular function (GO): protein binding
Source: RefSeq, a predicted model, not a curated record